UCGUGUCUCUAUAUAAAAGUAGACCUUAUGUUAUGUAUCAAUCAAAUGAACAAAAAUAGUUGUUAUUUGUUAAAGUAAAAAAUUAAUGUCCCUAAGAUGGCAUCAAAUAAAGAAGAGGUAAGGCUAUUUGGAAUGGUGCAAAGUCCAUUUGCAUCAAGGGUGGAGAUUGCUCUAAAAUUGAAGGAAGUUGAAUACAAAUAUGAAGAAGAAAAGUGGGGGAACUUUAGUGAUACACUAAUCAAAUAUAACCCAGUUUAUAAAAAGGUUCCAGUUUUUGUUCACAAUGACAAGCACUUAUCAGAAUCACUUGUGAUUCUUGAGUACAUUGAUGAAACUUGGAAACAAAAUCCCAUUUUGCCUUCCGAUCCUUACAAAAGAGCCUUGGCUCGUUUAUCGUCCAAUUUCAUUGAUGACAAGUGUUUCAAUGGUGUACGCAAAGCUGUUUUCACUCUUGAUGAAAAAGAACAAGAGAAGAGUAUUGAGGAAAUAGAAGUGGUUCUUCAAUUUCUUGAGAAUGAGCUCAAAGACAAAUUCUUUGGUGGAGAGAAAAUUGGUCUUGUUGACAUUAGUGCUGUGUUUAUAGCUUAUUGGAUCCCAAUUAUACAAGAAGUGAAAAGAAUAAAAUUGUUCAACUUUGAGAAAUUUCCCAAGCUUUACAAUUGGAGUCAAGACUUCAAUAAUCAUCCAAUUGUUAAAGAAAAAUUGCCAACUAGAGAAAACCUUUUGGCCUUCUACAAAGUGUUGUUUCUUCAAAAAAAAAAAAUUGAAGCUCUGAUUAAUAUGGCAUCUCAUCAGGAAGAGGUGAAGCUUUUUGGAUUGGUGGAAAGUCCAUUUGUAACAAGGGUGAAGAUUGCUCUAAAAUUGAAGGGAGUUGAAUACAAAUAUGAACAAGAAAAGUGGGGAAACCUUAGUGAUACACUAAUCCAAUACAAUCCUGUAUAUAAGAAAGUUCCAGUUUUAGUUCAUAAAGGAAAACCCAUAUCAGAAUCCCUUGUGAUUCUUGAGUAUAUUGAUGAAACUUGGACACAAAAUCCAAUUUUGCCUUCUGAUCCUUACAAAAGAGCUUUAGCUCGUUUCUGGUCCAAGUUCAUUGAUGACAAGUGUUUUAGUGUUGUACGAAAAGUUGUUUUCAUUAUUGAUGAAAAAGAACGUGAGAAGAGUAUUGAGGAAAUGGAAGUGGGUCUUCAAUUUCUUGAGAAUGAACUCAAGGACAAAUUCUUUGGUGGAGAAGAGAUUGACAUUGUUGACAUUACUGCAGCCGGCAUAGCUUUACAUGAAGUAAUGGGAUUGAAUUUGUUCACUAGUGAAAAAUUUCCCAAACUUUAUAAAUGGUGCCAAGACUUCAACAACCACCCAAUUGUCAAACAAAAAUUGCCACCUAAAGAAAGACUGUUGGCCUUCUACAAAGCUCGUUUAGAAAAUCUUGUUGCUUCAAAAUAGAUUAAUUUAAUCAAGGUUAUAUGCACUUGGGAGUUUAAGGAAAAAUGUCUAAACUACUUGUAUCUCAUUUUAGUUUGAAUUUUCAAUGUUA
Messenger RNA from Trifolium pratense (red clover), 1531 nucleotides. RefSeq lists its product as uncharacterized. The coding region runs from base 97 to 1440 and encodes 447 amino acids. Gene Ontology annotation, molecular function: glutathione transferase activity. Gene Ontology annotation, biological process: glutathione metabolic process. NCBI's taxonomy places the organism in Eukaryota, Viridiplantae, Streptophyta, Magnoliopsida, Fabales, Fabaceae. Gene Ontology annotation, cellular component: cytoplasm. The transcript has 4 exons. The record is from RefSeq and is a predicted model, not a curated record.